Bombus impatiens (common eastern bumble bee) is the source of this 1040-nucleotide messenger RNA. RefSeq names its product PTS-dependent dihydroxyacetone kinase 1, dihydroxyacetone-binding subunit DhaK-like. Gene Ontology annotation, molecular function: glycerone kinase activity. Gene Ontology annotation, cellular component: cytosol. Bases 35 to 460 code for a protein of 141 amino acids. The record is from RefSeq and is a predicted model, not a curated record. Gene Ontology annotation, biological process: glycerol catabolic process. The transcript has 2 exons. NCBI's taxonomy places the organism in Eukaryota, Metazoa, Arthropoda, Insecta, Hymenoptera, Apidae.
CCGGCGUAUAUUAACUUUUUUAGGCCAAUCUCCAAUGUUCGAGCUCGGAGACGAUGAAAUCGAAGUUGGUCAGGGAAUUCAUGGAGAGGCUGGAUAUGAAAAAAUGAAAUUGAAACCAUGCAGUGAAAUAGUUGCAUUCAUGCUCAAACGCUUACGCGAGGCAUUAUCUUUGAAGAGUGGAGACUCAGUUGCAGUUAUCAUUAAUAACUUCGGAGCGUUAAGUCAACUGGAACAAGGAAUUGUAGUUUAUGAUGUUGUGAAACAUCUUCUUGAUAUAUCGACAGACGGUAUACAAGUUAAGACAGAGUACGAGAUACACAUGAGUACGGUGACUGAUCAGAGAACAAAUAGAGAACUAAAAAACUCCUGUUCUGUGAUGGCGGUAUUUAUACUGAACCGGGGAUGGUCGCUGAUCUCCCCACCAUCGGUUAUUUACGAGUGGAAAUCCCGGGAAAAGUAGAAAAACCCACGUCCCCAAUUUUUAUUGACUGGAACAAUAGCCCUAAGGAAUGUGCACUCGACACUAAUCUUUCCAACGGUUCCUGUCCCGUGGUUCGCUACACAAAGACCCUAUCCUUCGGACAAGAUGAUUGCCAGAAGUCGGCACAUCCUCACGGAAUAUUUUCAGCUCGCCCAAGGACCCGCUACAAAACUUACGAUUUCUUUAGCUAAGAUUCUCCAAAGGAACAAAUAGUCUUUGUCCUUCACAUACCACGGAAAAUACGGAAAGUCUGUUUUCCGCACGUACGAUGCUUUCCGCUAGCAACUUUCCACUAUCCACCUCAAACUGGUGAUCCCGACGUGAUCGACGUCGAAAAGAGUUGUGAUCGUGAUAGCGCUACCCGAGACUUCGAUCAUCGCGAAUCUAAGACUGUGGCAAUCUAGAUCUACCGCUACGACGCACACGGAUCGGCUCUUCCUUCAACAAAACUCGACGCUUCACCGCCGACCCACGCAAGCAGGUGACAGGAUACGAGACGAUGACCAAGCCAGGAGUGAUGUAGUCAUUGCAAAGUUCACGGGCAUCACCACCACCACGU